This is a messenger RNA of Paramuricea clavata, 2639 nucleotides long. The record is from the annotation of a GenBank genome assembly. NCBI's taxonomy places the organism in Eukaryota, Metazoa, Cnidaria, Anthozoa, Malacalcyonacea, Plexauridae.
UGGUGCAAGAUCAGACCGGAAUUUCAUCCACGUCAAUUUAGCCGUGGCAAUUGGUCUGGCUCAAGUCACAUUCCUUGCUGGCAUUGACGAAACGGGAUACGAGGUUAGCACUGAUGAAAUUUCAGCAUUACGGAGCGGUCAUUAUUUACGUACUGUAUUUAAAACAUGAACAGCAGUGUUUUAUCAGAUAUAAAGAUACGAGGCGAAGCCGAGUAUAUUUAGGUCUGAUAAAACACGCACUGCGAAUGUUUUACAUUGCUUCAAAAACGAUAAGUAAGUUCAUUGGCGAAGUAAUAUAAUUUUCAAAAAAUACGUUGUGUAAGUCGAGAAAAUCAAAGUUAAAGUUUAUGUAAAUCAAGGGAAAUCUCUAUCACAUAUAAAGAUACCACACGCUUAUGAUUUUUCUUUGUGUUUUCGUCAUAAAUUAUUAAUGAGUUUUUGAAGGCGGAGUUGGGACAAAUAAACAAAAAGAAAUGUCUUUCUUGGUAAAAAUUUUGCCGAUCUAACCAUUAAAAAGUCAAAAAAAUUUUUUACCCAACCUCAAAUAUCAAUCAAAAAAUAAAUACCCACCCCUGGCCAAAAACUUUACAAAAGGAUACCAUUCAGUUGUCAUACAUGUCCUUUACCACUUCUGUGACAUGAGUUUGAUAACUGCUUGUGAAAUUUUCUGCAGUCUAAAGUUUCAUAUUGUCUGCACAUGUACUUUCUUUGGAGACACCAUUUGCCUCCUGACAAAUCGGAAAACGAUCAAGAUAGCGACUCUGAUUGAUUUACAUAUUGUAUUGACAUAUGACUAUUGACAUGGCAAGUUUUGUCGUAUUAAGAUUGUGGAAUAUUUGUAUGGAAAGUAAGCUAUGAUCAAAGAAAUGGCCAAAAUAGUGCAAUAUACCUUGUUCUAGGUGAUAUGUACUAUGGUGGCUGCUUUACUUCAUUAUUUCCUACUUGUGGCUUUCUCAUGGAUGUUAAUCGAGGGACUCUUCCUGCAUAUUUUGAUUGUGAAAGUUUUUCAUGACCACUUGCCAAAGAAACGAUAUUACGUCGCGUUUUGUUGGGGUAAGUAGAGACCUUACGAUUUUAGGACGGCAACGGCUACCAAUACAAUAGAUCAUUGAAAAGAAUUGAAAAAUUACAAUGUAUGAAUAAUUUAGACAUUGUCCUCGCUCUGUUUACGACGCCAAAUCACAGAUUUUCACGUCUUGAUACAACGGCUGCAUUUCAAGCCGCAACAAGUGCAACUUCAAACUGGGUUCAGGAGAACUCUUCCCAACCAUAAAACCCAUGUCUUCAACUUCUAAAACUGUAUUAAAUUCAUACGAUUGAGAAUAUACGACGAACUAUCUUUACUACCAUUUAUUUGAAGGAGUUUGUUUUGGCCGUCGUCGUCGCGUUGCCAUCCUAAAAUCGUAAAAUCUCUAGUAUCAUUACGAAAACUGUGUUUAACUUGAUUGGCUAGGAACACGUUUUAUUUGCAUGUCUGAAAAGACAACCUACACAAGUUGUUGAAACUGCAUUGCUGCACACGUAAGAAUCUUACAACUUGUCAACAAGAUGUGUUCGCAACAGGCUUGUAGCAAGCUUGUAAUAUAAUCACUUGGAUUACAAACCCUAACAUUCUAAGUUGUUGGAACAGCACUGCUACAAGUCUGCUGCAGGUUUGUUACAACUUGUGCGUUUUUACAGAUCUGCAAACGAGUCGUAACAAGGUUGUUGUCAAGUCGAUAUCAGGAUGUGUUCGUACUGCUUGUUCCCAGUUGUUGUGACAAGUCUGGAACAAGUUGUUAUCACCUUGGUACAAGGUUGAUGACGAGUAACAGACUUGCUACAAGUUGUUCCAACAAGACUAACACAGGCUGUUCGUAACAAGUUGCCACGAGCUUGUUGUCAUCAACUUGUUACGUGCAGACGAUAUCAGACUUGUUGGAACAACUUGUUGCGAGUCCGUUGGCCUCGUCAACCUUGUUACAAGAUGAUAACAACUUGUUCCAGACUUGUCAACAACUGGGAACAAGCAAUGCGAACACAUCUCGUUGACAAGGUGUGAGAUUUUUACGCGCGUGUAGAGUGUAUUUGUCACAGGAAAAAUUGGCGAAGUACAAAAUUUGUUCGUCUGUAUGGGAGGGCAAAAAAAAUUUGACAAAGUUUAGUCUGCAAUUUAAUGUAAUGUGUUUCAAUUUUAUUAACUAAUUUCAGGUCUACCAUUACUUAUUGUCUUGCUUUCUGUCAACUUAUUACGAGAUGGUUACGGAACAAAAACAAGGUUUGCCUGUGAUUUGAAUCGCUUGUUUGUUUGCUUGCUUUGCUUUGCUUUGCUUUGCUUUGCUUUGCUUUGCUUUGCUUUGCUUUGCUUUGCUUUGCUUUGCUUUGCUUUGCUUUGCUUUGCUUUGCUUUGCUUUGCUUUGCUUUGCUUUGCUUUGCUUUGCUUUGCUUUGCUUUGCUUUGCUUUGCUUUGCUUUGCUUUGUUUGUUUGUUUGUUUGUUUGUUUGCUUGCUUGCUUGCUUGUUUGCUUGUUUGUUUGCUUACUUAUCAAUUGAUUGCUUAUCAAGUAUGACCAGGAUACUUCGUAUCUUUUUAGCUGCUGGCUGUCUACAGAUAAGGCAACCAUUUGGACAUUCAGUGGUCCAGCCAUCUUAGUCAUGAUA